AAGAAAAUAGGAUUAAAUUGGGAGAGUAGGUGAACUAAACCGAAAGAUAUGUUCGUUGGUGCGUGCGACAAAAUACGAUUUCUCUUGGGAGCAAGCGACUUCCAUGAAAAAUAUGCAAUAAAAUUUGGGAGUUGGAGGAAUAUUAUUACCACCUGGACGACUCGGCGGAUAUCCCAAUGCUGAUCUUCCCUCGUAGUCCAACAACCCUUUCAAAACCCCAUUCCUUUUUUCGAACAUGAGCGACAUUUCUACCUCCUCCUCCUCCUCCUCGACAACACCGUUGCUCCAUUCACUUCCUGUGGUUUUCGAAUUUGGAUGAGAUCCCUCCCUGCCUGCUUUCUCAAGAGUUUAGCGUUGGAUGAGAUCCAUACUGGCUCUUUUCUCCCUAUAACUUUGACGUAUCCUAGUAAGUUUCUAAAACAGAAAUCUUUCUUUUCUGGGUAUUGUUUCUCGUCUAGUAGAAAGAAAUGGAGGAACCCAUUUUCUCAGAUUAGGUGUUCGUCGGCUACGGAACGAGGGCUAAAACCGCGGCCGGAGAUGAAACCUUUAAAAACAACGGAUAUGGCUAAAACCCAGAUCCGGAAUUCAUGUACUGGACUUUGUAGUCAGAUAGAGAAAUUGGUUCUGAAUAAAAGGCACAAAGAGGCUCUUGAAUUGUUCGAGAUUUUGGAGUUUGAAGGUGGUUUUGAUGUGGGCAAUAGCACUUUCGAUGCAUUAGUGAGUGCUUGCAUUGGUUUGAAAUCUAUUAGGGGAGUGAAGAGGUUGUUCAAUUAUUUGGAGAGUAGUGGGUUUGAGCAGGAUCAGUACAUGAGGAACAGGGUACUGCUUAUGCAUGUGAAGUGCGGCAUGAUGAUUGACGCGCGUAAGUUAUUUGUUGAAAUGCCGGAGAAGAACUUGGUUUCAUGGAACACGAUAAUAUCUGGGCUUGUGGAUUCUGGAGAUUACAUGGAGGCUUUCCAGUUGUUUCUAAUGAUGUGGCACGAGUUUUCAGAUGCUGGAUUGCGCACAUUUGCCACAAUGAUCCGAGCAUCAGCUGGGUUGGGACUUGUCUCUGCUGGAAGACAGUUUCAUUCAUGUGCUUUAAAGAUGGGUAUAGGCCAAAAUAUUUUUUUGACUUGUGCACUUAUUGACAUGUAUAGUAAGUGUGGAUGCAUUGAAGAUGCUCAAUAUGUUUUUGAUGAGAUGCCAGAGAAGACAACAGUAGGAUGGAAUUCUAUAAUAGCAGGUUAUGCACUUCAUGGCUAUAGUGAGGAAGCACUGAGCAUGUACUAUGAGAUGCGAAAUUCCGGUGUCAAAAUGGAUCAUUUCACCUUUUCUAUUAUCAUAAGAAUCUGUACGAGAUUAGCUUCAAUAGAGCAUGCAAAGCAAGCUCAUGCAGGCUUAGUUCGCCAUGGAUUUGGAUUAGAUAUAGUGGCAAACACAGCACUUGUGGACUUCUAUAGCAAAUGGGGAAGAAUAGAAGAUGCUCAACAUGUUUUUGACAAGAUGCCUAACAAGAAUACUAUCUCUUGGAAUUCCUUGAUUGCUGGAUAUGGUAAUCAUGGUCGGGGUGAAGAAGCUGUUGAGUUGUUCGAGAAGAUGCUUCAGGAACAAAUGAAGCCUAACCAUGUGACAUUUCUUGCCGUGUUGUCAGCUUGUAGCUAUUCAGGGUUAUCAGAACGUGGGUGGGAGAUCUUUGAGUCAAUGAGUAGGGAUCACAAGAUUAGGCCUCGUGCAAUGCAUUAUACAUGCAUGAUUGAAUUACUAGGUCGGGAAGGGCUUUUAGAUGAAGCAUUUGAUCUCAUAAGAACAGCACCCUUUAAACCCACUGCUAACAUGUGGGCUGCCUUACUUAGAGCUUGUCGGGUCAAUGAGAAUUUAGAGCUUGGUGAAUUUGCGGCUGAAAAACUUUAUGGAAUGGAGGCUGAAAAGCUAAGUAAUUACAUUGUUCUUUUGAAUAUAUACUACAAUUCAGGCAAGUUGAACGAAGCUGCUGCUGUUAUUCAGACUUUAAAAAGAAAGGGUUUGAGAAUGCACAAGGCAUGUAGUUGGAUCGAAGUGAACAAGGAGCCUCAUGUUUUCUAUUCUGAAGAUAGAACUCAUCCCCAAGCAGAAAAGAUAUACCACAAAGUGGAUGACUUGAUGGACAAGAUUUCAAAACAAGGGUAUGUUCAUGAGGAGAAGUCUCUGCUUCCGGAUGUGGAUGAGAAGGAAGAGGAAAUUUCGCUUUACCACAGCGAGAAAAUGGCGAUAGCUUAUGGACUUCUCAGCACUUUAGAUGGGACACCGCUACAAGUAGUGCAGAGCCAUCGGGUUUGUGGUGACUGCCAUUCUGCUAUCAAGUUAAUAGCUUUGGUCACUGGACGGGAAAUUAUCUUGAGGGAUGGGAGCAGGUUUCAUCGCUUCAAAGAUGGAAGUUGUUCAUGUGGGGAUUAUUGGUGAUGGCGAAAUAUUUUAUGGGCCAGAGAAUUUUAUUAGCUGAUAACAUAUUUAGAUCCUUCUUUUUCCUUUUGAUAAAUUACACCUGGGAAUAUUAUAAUGUAGUAAUAAGUUGUAGUAAUUCUUUUGGGGUUGUUAAUAAAAUUUACGGUUCUUUUUA
Molecule: messenger RNA, 2578 nt
Organism: Ziziphus jujuba (common jujube)
Lineage: Eukaryota; Viridiplantae; Streptophyta; Magnoliopsida; Rosales; Rhamnaceae
Product: pentatricopeptide repeat-containing protein At5g50390, chloroplastic
Exons: 2
Coding region: 316-2421 (701 amino acids)
Biological process (GO): RNA modification
Molecular function (GO): RNA binding; protein binding; zinc ion binding
Source: RefSeq, a predicted model, not a curated record